AUGCUAUCCCUUCCGCUCCAGACUCUGUCAACAGCACAGGACACCGACGCCAGCGAGCAGAGGUUCAACUGGCAGAAAGAGACCAAUGACCUCACAUUGAUCAUCGACAGCUAUGGUGCGCGCGGUGGUCUUCAGCUCAUGAAAAUGUGUCAAGGCUCGCAGGUUCGGCAAACCAUCGAAAUCGAGAGACUGAUCGACGAAGGCAAUCACAUUACGCGUCUGAGUGAAGAGCGCGGAAUGCAGGUGCAGCCCGACCACCUACACAUAUCCGCCAUUGUGCGCUGCCCUCUGCUCGCUAUCAAAUGGCAAGUGGCCAACAACAAGAUCAGGCGUAUCCAAAUGAGGUUCAAAUCAGACAAAGACUUCGACACCGCGUUCAGCCACCUCCUUCAUCUCGGUCUCUACAUGGGCGGCCAGAAGGCAGUCCCACCUCAGCCAAGGUCUACGGCUCAGCCACCAUCGCCGGCGCGAGGAGGAUCAUCCUCUCGGCCAAGUCUGACUGCUGUUAGCUACCCUCAGCUGCCUCAUAUGAGCCCUGUCGUAGGUGGACCAUCAUGUCCUCCUUCACGACUGGCGGAGAUCUCUAGUCGACCGUCCACUAGCUAUGACUUCUCUGCUUCCUUGAAUCAUCAACUGCCCACAGCGUCAUACACCCGUCCAGUUUCUGCCACCACAGGCUACACUAGAGAAGACGGUGGUAUGCCGGCAUCAUUCUCAGGUCCUCUUGCUCCUCCAGUAUUGUUUACUCGUCCUACCUCAGCAACCUCGGACAUCUUAGGACGCUCGCAUGUUGACUCUUCACAUACGUCAGAUCAGCACAUGUCAGACCUUCAAGAAUCUCAUCGUAUGUCUACGGAGCGACCGGAUACUGCUAUGCUCUUCAACCGCCCUGGUAGUGCAAACCGUCCCAGUACUGCCGAUCGCCCUGGUAGCACUGAGAUACUACCACCAAGACGCGAGCUUCCUUUCCCACGCUUAUCUUCGCCGCGUUCCUCUGGCAGCGAUAGUGUGCGACCCUCUACUGGCACGAUGGGUCCUCCUCCUCUACCAGCCCGUGUAGCCAGUAACCGACCUGGUUCCAGUCGAAGCGCAGCGAGCAAGGAGAUUGAACUUCCUCCACUUCCCCAACCCACUGUCAUCAGCAAAACGGCACGUGGAAAGCAACCGAUGCAGCAGCCUCCUCGCACACCGAACCAAGAUCAGUACAUCCCUGCACGCGCAAAGACAUCUCCACAUGGCGGCAUCGAGAAUCAGUCGCCGUUGACAUCGUCUCCAAUCUCCUCUCCGUUAUCUUUCAAUCGGUCAAGUUUCAGUGCCAUCCCGACACCGCAACCUCUUGGUGAACGAAGUAAUGCUGCACAGAAUCUUCACCAUAACGUGUCGUAUAGUGGUCUCGACACCCCACCUACGUCUGUUGCUGGUCAUCGUGGUGUGAGCAUGUCCAAUCCAGGUGCUACUAGUAGUGUGAAUGAAAACGACCAGCUGGCGACAUAUGCGAUGCAGUCUGACGAGGGACGCAGAGCAGCGCUCAACGAGUUCGUCUACCGCCACCUGGAAAGCGACGACUUCCUCACGCUGGUCCAAGACAUGGAGGCUACUUGGGCGAGAGUUGCAAUGUAA
Molecule: messenger RNA, 1620 nt
Organism: Alternaria arbusti
Lineage: Eukaryota; Fungi; Ascomycota; Dothideomycetes; Pleosporales; Pleosporaceae
Exons: 2
Coding region: 1-1620 (539 amino acids)
Biological process (GO): reciprocal meiotic recombination
Source: RefSeq, a predicted model, not a curated record